This is a messenger RNA of Aspergillus japonicus CBS 114.51, 1242 nucleotides long. Its product is annotated as lytic polysaccharide monooxygenase AA11 family protein. The record is from RefSeq and is a predicted model, not a curated record. The transcript is spliced from 2 exons. Lineage: Eukaryota; Fungi; Ascomycota; Eurotiomycetes; Eurotiales; Aspergillaceae. The annotation marks the transcript as partial.
AUGUUCUCCAAGUCGACUUUCGUGGCAGUUGCCCUGUUCGGCCUGUCCGCCGUUGAAGGACACAUGAUCAUGUCCAAGCCUGUUCCCUAUGGCAAGGAUACUCUCAACAACUCGCCUCUGGCGGCUGACGGCAGUGACUUCCCCUGCAAACUCCGUUCCAACACCUAUGAAGUCACUGAGUGGAACAAGGCAGCUAUUGGCGAGAGCAUGCCCCUGACCUUCCAGGGCAGUGCCGUCCACGGUGGAGGAUCCUGUCAGAUUAGUCUGACCACGGAUCUAGAGCCUACCAAAGACUCAUCGUGGAUGGUCAUCAAGUCCUUCGAGGGUGGCUGUCCUGCUAAUGUUGAUGGAAAUCUCCCCGCAAACCCCAACGGGGUGGAUCCGUAUUCCUUCAACUACACCAUUCCUGAGGGUAUUACUCCUGGCAAAUACACUCUGGCCUGGACCUGGUUCAACCGCAUCGGCAACCGCGAGAUGUACAUGAACUGCGCCCCUCUUGAGGUCACUGGCGGCUCCGGUUCCAAGCGUUCCCGCGUGAUGCCGAAAUUGGAGGAGCGCUCUUCCAGCUUCCCUCCCAUGUUCGUCGCCAACGUCAACGGCUGCACUACCAAGGAGGGUGUCGAUAUUCGCUUCCCUCAGCCUGGUGCCGAUGUGCAGUAUCUUGGUGUGGCCAGCAACUUGGCACCCGAAGGCAGCGCUGCCUGUACUGGUACCGCUACCUUUGGUGGUGCCGGUGACACGAGCUCUGGUACCAGCUCUGGCACGAGCUCCGGCUCUGGUACCAGCUCUGGCACGAGCUCCGGCUCUGGUUCCGGCUCAAGUGCAGCAUCGAGCGCAGCUGCUGCCGUCUCUACGGCUUACGCAGCGCCUCCAGCAGCAAGCUCUGCUUCGUCUGGGUCUUUGUCUGAAUCUUCGUCUGGAACUUCCUCCGGAGCUUCCUCCGGAGCUUCUUCUGGAACGUCCUCCGGCACGUCCUCUGGAUCGUCUUCUUCUGCAUCCGGCAGCACUAGCACAUCGACCUCUGGUGCCCUGUCCGGCUCUUGUAGCCAGGAGGGCGAAUGGAACUGCAUCGGCGGCUCUUCCUUCCAGCGUUGCGCCAACGGCAAGUGGACCUCUUCCCAGGCUAUGGCGAGCGGCACCCAGUGCACGCCGGGCCAGAGCGCCGACCUCUCCAUCGCUAGUGCCAGUUCCAAGCGCGAUGUGACUGAGAUGCGCGCCAGACGCCGUGCCCACGGAGGUCAC